This is a messenger RNA of Lolium rigidum, 604 nucleotides long. RefSeq lists its product as uncharacterized. The transcript is spliced from 2 exons. The record is from RefSeq and is a predicted model, not a curated record. NCBI's taxonomy places the organism in Eukaryota, Viridiplantae, Streptophyta, Magnoliopsida, Poales, Poaceae. The coding region runs from base 68 to 538 and encodes 156 amino acids.
CAAUUUGCAUACGUGUUUUGGCGCUCUCUCACACACAGACACAGUUUGGCUGCGAACUCUGUCCGCGAUGAGCUCGAGUAAGCUUGAAGGCGGGAAGCUGCUGAGCUCCAGGAUCCUGUCGUUGAGGGAUAGCUCCAGCAACACCGUCGCCAACGCCUCCUUCAGGGUCUACUACAGCGUCGGCGCCGGCACCGUGCCCUUCGUCUGGGAGACCAAGCCCGGAACCCCAAAGAGCACCGUCAUCCCCGCCGCCACCGACUACGACGCGCCACCCCCGCCGAUCAUCUCGCCGCCGCCGUCCUACCUGUCCAGAACAAGGAAGACGUACACGAGGAGAGCGCCAUCCGCUUCCCGGUCUUCGCGGUGGGGAUGGAUGACCAGCUGGCUCGACAUCAGGAGGUGGAUGUCGCCGCCCAAAGGCGUCUGGCACGCGCCGGACGGCGCCGCCGAUGAGGUGGAACGGCAGCGGCGGCCCCGGCGAGACGCGCCCAUCUUCCUCUGCAGCUGCGCUUCUGAUCAGCCAGGCAGGCAUGGAUAGUGUUAAUUUGGCUGUUUGGAGAUGAUGAAUAAUUGGGUACCCGUGAUGUGACUGUCUGAGAGUGCG